AUGGGAAUAAUUGAUGAUGUCAAGGACACAGUGUCCAAGGCUGUGUUUACUCCUUCAACUCUGUUAUCCGGCCGAGGUGGGCUGCACAUGGCUCAGAUCAUCUUGUCUCUGGUCACCUUUGUCCUGGGUUUCUUAAGAGGAGGGAGCACCCAUACCUACUGGAACUACGCUAUGUUCACCUGGGCCUUUUGCCCCAUCAUGACCCUCAUCAUCACCAUCAUUGAGAUGUUUAAGCUUGAUAUCAUACUCAAUAUGUUUUGCAUGGACUGGUCUGACUUCACCACAGGGAUGGCCAUGUCCUCAACGCUCAUGACCGUCUCUGUCGCUAUCAGCUAUGCCAACUUCUACGUCUGCCUGAAAUUGAAAUGCCUCUACGGCAUCAUAGUGAGUGUGUUUGCUUUCUUGUCUGCCAUGGUCUACACACUUGAAGUGGUGAAGGACAAAAUCCUGGACAAGAAGAAGGGGAGCUACCUGGCUGCUCUGCCAGGAUUCUGGAAGGUUAUGGAGGCCUUUGUGAGCUGCAUUAUUUUUAUAUCACUGACUGGUUACAGAGACAAGCCAGCUCUGAUCUUUUGUGUCAUAGCAUAUGCCAUUCCUUUCCCCAUUCUGCCUGUAAUCAUAGCCACCAACAUCUUCAAGAAACUGAGAACGUGUUUGCCCUUUAACCUGGACAGGUUUGUGUUUAUAUUUCUGGUGAUCUCUGUUGUGCUGUAUAUAUUUGCUGCUAUUAUGUGGCCAAUUUUUACCUUCAAAAACAACCCUCGUCCCAGCGACUGCCCGCCCAGCUUCUGCAUCUGGGCCAUACAGUUUAUAGUUGCAUUCAUGACCUAUGUAAAUCUCAUUCUUUUCACACUGGACCUCAUUUUUACCCUGCUUGGCAUCUGUGGCUUUAAACGUCAAUAA
Molecule: messenger RNA, 903 nt
Organism: Micropterus dolomieu (smallmouth bass)
Lineage: Eukaryota; Metazoa; Chordata; Actinopteri; Centrarchiformes; Centrarchidae
Product: myeloid-associated differentiation marker-like protein 2
Exons: 1
Coding region: 1-903 (300 amino acids)
Cellular component (GO): membrane
Source: RefSeq, a predicted model, not a curated record